Messenger RNA from Aspergillus brunneoviolaceus CBS 621.78, 388 nucleotides. RefSeq lists its product as uncharacterized. The transcript has a single exon. Bases 15 to 173 code for a protein of 52 amino acids. Lineage: Eukaryota; Fungi; Ascomycota; Eurotiomycetes; Eurotiales; Aspergillaceae. The record is from RefSeq and is a predicted model, not a curated record.
CAAAGUCACUCCUUAUGACAAAAAAGCUGCUCUCCAGCCGGACGUUUCACCGCGUCGUUGGGAAGGUCCAUGAACAAGUUGAACGUGUGAAACACGGCGUGCCUCCGCCAGAGACGCCCCGGAUUAGCGGCUCCGGCCGUCUCUCAAACCCUGGUAUGCCAAACAACACAUAGACACAGAUUGCCUGCCAUCUGUGUAGAGUCUCGAAACACAUUGAGUGGGGAUUGGUGGUCCUGACAAGAUACAUACCUAGAUUGUACCCCGAGAAGGUUCUGGGCAUACUUCAAGGAGGAGUGCCAGAAUCAAUUCAAAGGAAAGCCCACGGAGAAAUACUGAUCGGCGAGCUGGAAAUUCGACUGCGGAGGCUCAUAUCAACCAAUCUAUAUCC